Molecule: messenger RNA, 2428 nt
Organism: Stereum hirsutum FP-91666 SS1
Lineage: Eukaryota; Fungi; Basidiomycota; Agaricomycetes; Russulales; Stereaceae
Product: P-loop containing nucleoside triphosphate hydrolase protein
Exons: 14
Coding region: 41-2341 (766 amino acids)
Molecular function (GO): ATP binding; ATP hydrolysis activity
Source: RefSeq, a predicted model, not a curated record
GCGACCGUACGGACGCACAAAGGGCACCGGAGCAGGACAUAUGACCUCUAUUCUUCCUCGAACAUCUAUUCGUGCUACAACAUUCGACGGAAAGUCCAUAUUCUUGAGAAAGAAAACGAAGAGGGAUGUGCUGCUUGCGGGCCCGAGUUCGUCUACUCCCCAAAUGGGAAAACUGUUAGAUGUCCCAAUUCACCGACUCAUGGACGAGCUGUCAUCCAACGAAGCCAUCAGAUUAGCCCGAGAGGAGGGAGCCCGAGUGGAUGCUCUCAAUCGCCCAAGUUCAUCUACUGUGAAACCAGAAGACACGCUAUGGGUCGACAAAUAUCGCCCACAAAAGUAUACAGACCUAAUCGGUGACGAGCGCUUACAUCGAGAGGUUCUGGGCUGGGUGAAGGAAUGGGAUUACUGUGUGUUUGGCAAGAAAAAGGGCAAGAAGCGAGCCAGGGAAGAAAAUGUGGAUGGAAAGCCGCCGGAUCAGUAUCAUCGGCCAUACGAGAAGAUUUUGCUGCUUUCUGGCCCACCUGGCUUGGGUAAGACGACAUUGGCUCAUGUUGUGGCGAGACAAGCAGGAUACAAUGUCUUCGAGAUAAAUGCUAGUGAUGCUCGCUCGGCCUCCGUAGUGGAAGAACGAAUACGUCCGGCCAUAGAAUCUGGGGCCGCUGUAGGCAGCUCAAGACCAAACCUGGUCGUGAUAGAUGAGAUCGAUGGUGCGACGGGAGGUGGUGACAAUGGUGCAGGUUUCAUCUAUAAAUUGACACAAAUGGCACUAGAAAAGCCAUCGAAUCAGCGGCGAAAGAAGAAAGAAGCCAACGGCCAACGGCCACUUCUCCGUCCUAUCAUCUGUAUAUGCAACGACUUGUAUGCCUCCUCGUUGGCAAAACUACGACCUCUGGCACGCAUCGUUCGGUUUUCAAGACCUGCAGAUCUCCAUAUGGUCAAGCGUUUACGAGAGAUUUGUGAGGAAGAAAGCUUGAAGGCAGAGUCGAGAGCAUUGACGACACUGGUCGGAGUAUGCAUGGGCGAUUUCAGGGGUUGUCUCAACACCCUUCAGCUCUUGAAAGCUCGGAAUCAGACCGUGACGGAGCCGAUAGUACGCAAGGCCACGUCCGGGAUGAAAGAAGCAGACUCCUCGUUCAAUGUUGUCCUCAACAGUCUCUUCGCUCCUAUGAACAAACAGAGAGUGAAGGAGCUCGGGAUGAGCGAAGAACAGGACUCGAAGUACGUGGAUAGGAUCAGUCGGGAUGUGGAGGCCAGUGGGGCCUUAGAUCGUGUGGCAUUGGGAUGCUUCGAGCACUACGCCAACCUACAUCAACAUGACGGAACCUUUACUCGAUACAUGAAGGGUAACGAGUGGCUAGUCUCGUAUGACAUGCUCUCUGGCACGAUGUACUCAGAGCGAGAGUAUGCGUUGAUGCCUUACCUGGCGUAUAACCUUGUGGCCUUCUAUCCGCUUUUCCAUGUACGCGGAGGACCAAAGGUCGAAAGACCUAAAGCUGACUGGGAGAACUUUACUCGAACACGAGCUAAUGAGGAGAUUUUUAAGUCGCUCGCACAUUCCGUCCGUGUGGGUAAUGGCCAUAAUACGGGCCAUCACCGGGACCUCAUCAGCGAUGACAUUCUCCAUCUGGAGUUCGCGCCAUAUAUCAACCGAAUUAUCUCUCCACCUCUUCGCCCAGUGAAUAGUCAAGUCAUCCGGCCGGAGGAGAAGGCUCUCCUGGCUCGAUUGGUCAGCAUCAUGGUCUCCCUUGAGCUCCGAUUCGUUCAAGAGAAAGCAGAGGAUGGACAAUUGGUGUACAGACUCGAUCCGCCCGUCGAUGUGUUCGUGACGUACGAUGGGAAGCGAGCUUCCGACAUCGCAGUGUCUCGCUAUGCCGUCCGACACCUCGUCGCCGCCGAGAUUGACGCCCAGCUUAUCGCUCGUCAAGCAGAGGCCGUAGAGCGCACGAAAGCCGGUAAAUCGUCGUCGUUCUUCGGAGCCAGGAAUACAGCGGAUGCCGAUCAUGCUGACGAACCUCAGCCUGGCGAAGGGGAGGGGGGCACCGGGGAGGGAACCUUGUCGAGAGCGCGACCGGAAGACCGACCUCGGAAACGUGCCAAAGGCCCAGCGGAAAAAGAAAUCGACAUCGCUGACAAGCCUGCUGUCGACUUCUUUGGACGUCCGAUCAAGGUCACGCCGUCAACGAACAAGGCUGGAGGCAGAAAGCCUUCAUCGAGUGCUGCGAAUGGGCCCGGGGCCAAGAGUUCUAAUGCGGCGGUGGAGGCAUAUAGGGUGGCAUAUAAGUUUAAGGAGGGGAACUCUGCGGCAGUGAGGAAGCCGGUAAAGGUUUCGUCGUUCUUGUAGUGUUGUCCGUAGUGUUAUGUAUUGGAUUGUUGUACUUGUUGUUGGUUUCCCUGGGACAAUGCACGGCAGAAAGGAGAGUAUUUUCUU